AUGUUUGUGCAGGAGUUUGAGCCCGAGGAAAAGCGUGCCGGGGACACCUUUGAGUCUCUGGAGGUGUUCUAUGAGGUCCUGAACGAGCUGCUGGGAGACCAGAGCCUGGAGAAGGUCCGUGUGGAGUAUGAGAAGCUCCUCCAUGCUCUGAAGAAAUCCAAGGACAACGAGAGGAGGCUCAUGUCCAAAUGCAGAGAGCUGAACGCAGAGAUCGUGAGCUCCUCCUCCAAAGUGUCUGCUGCUCUCAAACUGUCCCAGGAGGAUGAGAACACCAUCGCCUCACUCAAAAAGGAACUGGACAAAGCCUGGAAAAUGGUGGAUGCUGCUCACGAGAAAGAAAAAAAGGGCAAAGAGGUCAUCAAAAAUCUGAGAGAAGAAAUCACCGAUCUUACCAAAAAGAUUGAACAGCAAAGUGGAUACUCUGCAGACCAGGAGCAGAGUGAACUCCUUAAACUGAACGAGGAUCUGAGCCGAGAGAGGGACGAGCUUCAGGCCUCAGCAGAAGAACUCAGAGAGAAACUGAGACGUCUUUCUCAAACACAACAAGAAACUCAGGCUCUACGAGACCAAGCACAACAGACGGUUUCACAGCUCCAGCAGGAGCUUCAGGUUCAGCAGAAUGAGAUCUCUCGGGAGAUGAGGCUCAAGGAGAAACUGGACAAAGAGCUGAAGCAGCUGCAGUCGGACAUGGACUCUAAGAUGGCCGACCUGAAAGCUCUGAGUCAGCAGAGCCAAAAGGCCAAAGAGGAGCAGCAGAGGCACGAGCAGCAGCUCAAGGAGCUCAGGCUUAUGAACGAAAGAGCCACUAAAGAACUGGAGCAGAUGCAAGUGAAAAGUGCAAAACAACAACAGGAGUUUGACCAGCUGAGCUCCACUAAAGAACAUCUCAUUCUGGAAAACCACCACGUCUCAAACGAGCUCAAGAUGAGAGAGGACGAGGUGAAUCAGAUGAAGCAGGAGAUUUCCAAACAGAUAAAGAUGCGAGAGGCCGUUCAGAAGAAGUACCACCAGAUGGAGGACCAGAAGACCGACGCAGACGUGCAGAAGGAGACGCUCAAGGCACAGAUCUCUGGACUGGAGAAAGAUCUUGAAUCCGCCCAGAAACAGGUUGAUGCAGAUAAAAAAGCCAUCGAUGAGCUGACCAGAGAACGAGACAUCCUCAAUAAGAACAUAAUCAAAGCUGCGGUGUCCACGGAGAAGCAGCAGAGUCUGGUGAAGCUUCUGGAGCAGGACAAGAAGACACUAGAACAUGAGAUCCUGGGGUACCGUCAGGAGGCCCAAAAACAGAGGCAGAUCAUCCAUCAGCUGGAGAAGGAACGUGACCGCCACAUCAACGAGACCAGCAACCUCAUGCACAAGGUGCAAGUGAAAAUAAACGACCUGGAGAUGAGAGAGAUGGAGAUAUUCGACUGGAAGAAGAAAGUGGCAGAGUCUGAGUGUAAACUGAAACAGCAGGAGAACCUUCUGGAGUCUGUGGUGACAGAGAGGAACCUGUACAGCAAGAACCUCAUAGACACCCAGGAGGAAGUCUCUGAACUGAAGAUGAAGAUGAAGACCAUGACUAACCAGGUGUCUCGUCUGAGGGAUGAGAUCACGGGGAAGGAGCAGACCAUCGCCAAAGAGCAGCAGGAACACAAACGUCUGGACAAAGACAACGAGGCGCUCAGGGUGGAGCUGCAAACGAUGAAAUUGCAGUUGGAGGAGACGAAGCAGCAGGUGGACAAACAGAAAACAGAACAGCACAAACUCCACAAGAUCAUCUCCGACGCCGACUCUGAACAGGCCCUGCAGAGGAAACAACUGGAGCAGGUGAUCCGAGAUCGGGAUAACCUGGGCAAACAGCUGCUGCGGCGUAAUGAUGAGCGCGCCCUGCUCUACGAGAAGAUCCGGAUCCAACAAUCAGUGCUGAGUAAAGGAGACCAUCACUACAGACAGCGACUGGAGGACAUCAGACUGCUCAGGCUGGAGAUCAGGAGGCUCAGGAGGAAGAAGAGUGCACUGGACAAGAGCAUCCCCAACACAGAGGAGCUGAGACAGGAGCUCUUUCACCUGCAGAGGGAGCUGUUGAGAGAACGCACCAGAAACAGCAUCUUAGAGGAGCAGCUCAAACCCAUCAAUAUUCACAGAUGGAGACGACUUGAGGGAAGUGAUCCUGGUAAAUAUGAGCUUAUUCAGAAGAUCCAGUCGUUACAAAAACGUCUUAUCGCCAAAACUCAGGAGCUCGAAGAAAGUGAUCUACUACUACAGGAGAAGGAGAAGUUGUACGUGGAUCUGAAACAUGUUUUGGCUCGACAGCCUGGUCCUGAAGCGGCUGAGCAGCUUCAACAGUGCCGCUGGAUGUUGAGAGAGAGAACCAAGAAACUCAAGCUGCUGAUGGCAGAGCUCACCAUGACGGACUCUAGAGUGAACGAGUACAAGUGUGAGAACCAGAGACUGGCCGAUGAGCUGGCCAACAUCAAGAAGAAGUAUCUGCGACAGAAAAAGCUGCAAAGUGAAACAAAGAACCAAAAUAAAGUGGAGCACAUAGAGCGUCUUCCUCAGCUCUUCAACAAACCACACUUCACCGGAGGAGGCUUCAAGAUCGAAAACCCCGCCAGAAGAUUACAGCUAUAACUAUGAC
Molecule: messenger RNA, 2620 nt
Organism: Periophthalmus magnuspinnatus
Lineage: Eukaryota; Metazoa; Chordata; Actinopteri; Gobiiformes; Gobiidae
Gene: cfap58
Product: cilia and flagella associated protein 58
Exons: 17
Coding region: 1-2613 (870 amino acids)
Cellular component (GO): cytoskeleton
Source: RefSeq, a predicted model, not a curated record